Messenger RNA from Alternaria alternata, 159 nucleotides. RefSeq lists its product as hypothetical. The record is from RefSeq and is a predicted model, not a curated record. Gene Ontology annotation, cellular component: RNA polymerase II, core complex; RNA polymerase III complex; RNA polymerase I complex. Gene Ontology annotation, molecular function: zinc ion binding; DNA-directed RNA polymerase activity; DNA binding. The transcript has a single exon. The annotation marks the transcript as partial. Gene Ontology annotation, biological process: DNA-templated transcription. Lineage: Eukaryota; Fungi; Ascomycota; Dothideomycetes; Pleosporales; Pleosporaceae.
ACCACCGCCGACCAAACCGCCAGCGCCAUCGACGCCACAGCCCGCACCGUCCACUACAAGUGCGGCGACUGCGACAUGGACGUGCCUCUCAAGCGCGGCGAGCCCAUCCGGUGCAGAAACUGUGGUCAUCGUGUGCUUUACAAGCAGAGGACUAACCGG